Molecule: messenger RNA, 633 nt
Organism: Lotus japonicus
Lineage: Eukaryota; Viridiplantae; Streptophyta; Magnoliopsida; Fabales; Fabaceae
Exons: 1
Coding region: 1-633 (210 amino acids)
Biological process (GO): telomere maintenance; DNA repair
Molecular function (GO): DNA helicase activity
Source: RefSeq, a predicted model, not a curated record
AUGAUGACAGCAGAACAGAAGGGUGUAUAUGACAGCAUAAUGCAAUCGGUGUUGUCUGAUAGUGGCGGAUUUUACUUUUUGUAUCGAUAUGGAGGAACUGGCAAAACUUUUGUCUGGAAUACAUUAUCUGCAGCCAUCCGUUCAAUGGGUAUGAUUGUUCUGAAUGUUGCUUCAAGUGGUAUUGCUUCUUUGUUGUUGCCGGGUGGUAGAACAACACAUUCCAGAUUUUGCAUUCCAUUGCAAACCGAUGAAACAACUACUUGCAACAUCAAACAAGGUAGUUUAAGGGCAAAUUUACUGAUCUGUGCCAAAUUGAUCAUUUGGGAUGAAGCUCCUAUGUUAAAUAAGAAUUGUUUUGAGGCACUUGAUAGGACUUUGCGCGAUAUGAUGAAACAGGAAGAUGAAAGCACCAUGGACAAACCAUUUGGCGGUAAGGUUGUAGUUCUUGGUGGUGACUUCAUACAAAUUCUUCCAGUCAUUCCAAAAGGUGGAAGGCAAGACAUUGUAUCUGCUACAGUAAAUUCUUCUGAUCUUUGGAAAUACUGUAAAGUUUUAAAGCUCACUAAAAACAUGAGAUUACGCACAACAGGUUCACCAGAGCUUGCAACAGAAAUUAAAGAAUUUGCUGACUGA